Malania oleifera is the source of this 1897-nucleotide messenger RNA. RefSeq names its product oligouridylate-binding protein 1-like. NCBI's taxonomy places the organism in Eukaryota, Viridiplantae, Streptophyta, Magnoliopsida, Santalales, Ximeniaceae. The record is from RefSeq and is a predicted model, not a curated record. Bases 318 to 1574 code for a protein of 418 amino acids. The transcript has 12 exons. Gene Ontology annotation, molecular function: mRNA binding.
AGGUGUUAUUUCCUUUUCCAUUUCCAUUUUCGAAUAGGCAUUUUAUUUUUAUUUUAAAAAAAAUAUUCAUAACAUUGGACAGCCUCUUGGCUCCUUCUCCCUCUAUAUAUAUUUACAAAAAAUCUGCAGCACUAGACCGCCUCUUUCUCGGCCUUCUUGUCAUCGUCUUCCUUCGAGGUUUUCUUUCUUUUGUUUUCUUUAUUUUUUUUUUAUUUUUUUUUAUUUUCAGUUUAUUUUUCUUUCCCUCUUCCUCGAUUCUGAAACUAAACCCUAGAUAAUAUUAAAUCUGUAAAAGCUGGAUAAUAUCUUCCUGGAAGAUGCAGCAACAGAGGCUUAAGCAGCAACAAGCCUUGAUGCAGCAGCAACAGCAGCAGCAGCAGUCUCUCUAUCAGCACCCUGCUCUCCUAGCAGCUCCUCAGAUAGAGCCUAUCUUGAGUGGAAAUCUGCCUCCUGGGUUUGAUUCAAGUUCAUGCCGCAGUGUGUAUGUAGGAAACAUUCACCUACAGGUCACAGAACCACUUCUUCAAGAGGUUUUCUCAAGCACAGGUCCCCUUGAAGGAUGCAAGCUCAUUCGAAAGGAGAAGUCAUCCUAUGGGUUUGUGGACUACUUUGAUCGCAGAUCUGCUGCCCUUGCUAUUGUGACACUUAAUGGAAGGCAUCUGUUUGGGCAGCCUAUUAAAGUUAAUUGGGCAUAUGCCAGCAGUCAGAGAGAGGACACAUCAGGUCAUUUCAAUAUUUUCGUUGGUGAUCUUAGCCCUGAAGUUACGGAUGCUACAUUGUUUGCAUGCUUCUCUGUUUAUCCUAGUUGUUCUGAUGCAAGGGUGAUGUGGGAUCAAAAGACUGGCCGCUCAAGGGGGUUUGGAUUUGUGUCUUUCCGAAACCAGCAGGAGGCCCAAAGUUCUAUAAAUGACUUAAAUGGAAAGUGGCUUGGAAGCAGACAGAUUCGGUGUAAUUGGGCAACAAAAGGUGCUGGUAUUAAUGAUGACAAGCAGAGCUCUGAUGCCAAGAGUGUUGUGGAACUAACAAAUGGAACAUCAGAAGAUGGUCAGGAGAGGACUGGUGAUGAUGCUCCAGAGAACAAUCCACAGUAUACCACAGUUUAUGUUGGCAAUCUUGCUCCUGAGGUUACUUCAGUUGAUCUCCAUCGACAUUUUCAUUCGUUUGGUGCUGGAGCUAUUGAAGAUGUUCGAGUGCAACGAGAUAAAGGUUUUGGCUUUGUGAGAUAUAGUACCCAUGCUGAAGCAGCUCUAGCUAUUCAGAUGGGGAAUGCUCGGAUUCUCUGUGGUAAACCAAUUAAGUGUUCAUGGGGUAGCAAACCGACUCCACCAGGAACAAGCUCUGCACCUCUUCCGCCUCCAGCAGCUCCUCAUAUGCCAGGGGGCCUUUCAGCCGCCGACCUGAGCCGACAGAUGGCGUUGAGCAAAAUGGGUGUUCAAGCUGCUCUCAUGCAUCCACAAGCUCCACAUGCUCUUAAGCAGGCAGCCAUGGGGAUGGGUGCCGGAGCCAGUCAGGCAAUAUAUGAUGGUGGAUUCCCGAGUGUCGCGACAACCCAGCAGCUCAUGUUUUACCAGUAAAGGCCCCUCUUGUAACACCAAUUCCCUGGAAUUAUGUCUGCGGACAGCUGGAGGAUGCUUUUACAUUUUUUACUCGUUUUUCACCUAGUAUUGUGCUCAUGAUGUAGUGAUAUGCGUGGGUGUGUUAUAUGGGUGGGUGAGUGCUCUCUCUUUUGAGGGGAUGGAAUUGAAGAAACGCAAACCCUUUCCCAGUCUAGUGGGAAUGUGAGAGAUGUGAUUUGAUGGGGCUCAUAGAGCCAUUUAUUAUGAACAGUAAAGUAUUAUACAUGUUUUCUUAGUAUUAUUAGAAGUAUGCUGUUGUCUGAGGAUUAAAUACCUAAAAA